Spirometra erinaceieuropaei is the source of this 2103-nucleotide messenger RNA. NCBI's taxonomy places the organism in Eukaryota, Metazoa, Platyhelminthes, Cestoda, Diphyllobothriidea, Diphyllobothriidae. The record is from the annotation of a GenBank genome assembly.
AUGGAUGUCAAGAGUCUUUCAUUCUGCUUGUUCUGCUUGAUUUCUCUCACCAGGGCGGGUCCCAUUUGUAAUUGUUCGUCUGACAGCAGGAGCCUCGUCUACGCGUGUACGUGUUCGGGGCCUGAGGUCAAAGAUCUUUCUAGUCUUUUCUCUUCUGGCCUUUGCGCCAAUGGCACUCCAUCCAAACUGGUGCUGAAGGACAUACCAAACCUCGUCCGACUUGAGGACGGCUUCGAGGCACCCGCCUCUAGUAGAUGUGUCGGCUGGAGCAGUCUAACUACUCUAGAAAUCCACCAGUCAGGGCUGCAAAACAUCACUUCCACAACCUUCCGCGGCCUUCAUGAUCUUGAGUUAUUGGACAUCUCAAAUAACUCACAAAUUGUGAGCUACCGCGAGGAGGUCUUCCGGCCAGUUGGCAGCACCCUUGUGGACUUAGUCGCAACAGACAACCGCGUACAUUCUUUGACCCGUCGGGUAUUCUCCGGCCUGAAACGCUUGCGCCGCCUUACACUUAGCAGGAACAAGAUCGGUUACAUUGCGCCUGAAGUAUUUUCCAAUGGAUGCUGCAGUGAACUCACUGAGCUCCGCUUGGAUUACAAUAUUCUCACAGACCUUGAGGACGAAACCUUCCGCGGACUUACCUCAUUGCGUCUGCUUGACCUGCGUGGUAACCCGCUACAGCGGCUAUCACCUCACCUAUUCAAGCCCUUCGUGGCCACGAUAACACACCUUUGGAUGAGCCAUGAUGACAACGCCAACUUUGGUGGAUUCAGCGAACUGCCCAGGGGUCUCUUUCUGCAAAUGGACUCCCUCAGAGUGCUUGAGAUUGUGGAGCUAAAACUGCGAAACCUGUCUUCCGACUCAUUUGAGGGCUUAUCAAGUCUAGAACAGCUGUCUCUACGGGGAAAUCGUCUGACUGAGAUCCCCCCUAACAUCUUCUCCUCCCUGCCUAGUCUUGAAAGACUAGACCUUUCUGCUAAUUUUCUCGUUUGCCUACCGGAUGCGUCUUCAGAGAAAUACCAAAGCCUCCGAUGGCUGGACAUUUCCUGGAACGGGCUCACUCACCUGACCCGUAACGGUUUUGUGGGUCUGGCGAGAUCUUCUCCCACUGCGGAAUACCCCAAAUUUGUGCUCAACAUCUCUUCUAACCCUAUCCAGCGAAUCGAACCGGACGCCUUCUGCGCCCUCGGCGGAGCCGUGGAGUUGAUUGUUAGUUCGCCAAAUGUCACUGUGCCAACUGGCCAAGACACCAAAGUUUGGAACACCAUGGAGAACUGGCCAGAAAGUCCAUUUGCUUUAGUGGGCAAUACGAGCAUUAUACGCGGUAUGCUUGAAGACCCGACAUCUGCCAGUGCGUCUGUCACGGUCGCCGCUGCCGACCCUCUCUAUGGACGAGAUGAUGCCUUCCUAGCAUGCUCACAGACAUCGCAAGGGGCCGCUCUUCUGAACCGGUUGUUGGAGUCGAAACUCUACAAGCAAGUAACAUACACUGCCAAGGAUGUCAGCACUUCACUGGCUUCCGGUUGUCCCUGGUUGGCUCUUUCGAAGCUCUCCGAGUGGCAGCUCUCCAAACUCGGUGUGCCUGGCCUCUCGGGAACGCCAAAUACCAUGUCUGAUGGUAAUCUGGGCAGCGGAUUGGAGCAGGGCUCCCGACUGUAUCUCUUGAUCAUCGUUGCCGUCUGCGUCACCUUCCUCCUCUCGGCCCUCACCAUAAUUAUGUGUUAUCGGGCCUGGUCGCGCCGGGCCACACAGAAGCACGCCAUGGAUGUGGAGGCAAAUGGGGCUGGGAUCAUAGCAAAUGGUCAUGAUGAGAACGUGUCCGAAAAGCACGAGCUAUUGGCGAGAGCAGAGACCAGGACCAACGGCAAUAAUGAGAGAGAGGCCCUUAGGGAAUUGCCAGAGGGCUCUGAGUCGACUAACCUCAAUGGUGCAUCACAAAGUUCCCGGAUCUCCGAGGACGGAGCCUCCAGGGAGGGCGUUACCGUUUCUAAACGAACAGGUAAUGCUGACGAGGAGACCCGGCGGCACUCACGCUCGACCCGGCUUAACACCGAACAGAAGACGGGAGACUUGGAACAAAUGACCUCUUUAGGUGUCCUUUAG